AUGUCGGCCAUUUACAACCUUGAGCCGCAACCGACGGCGUCCGUCAUCCUUCACACCACCCUAGGUGACGUCUCCGUCGAACUGUUCGCGAAGCAAACACCUCUCACCUGCCGCAACUUCCUUCAACUGGCACUCGACGGCUACUACGACAACACUAUCUUCCACAGACUUGUACCGGGCUUCAUCUUGCAGGGCGGCGACCCGACAGGAACCGGCAAUGGCGGCGAGUCGAUCUACGACGGAGGCGCGUUCGGCGGCGAGCUGGAUCCUUGGCCAAUGGACGAGCGCCGUGGCCAUAACGCGGGCCCGACGGGCAUUGGCUUCAAGGACGAGUUCCACUCGCGAUUGAAAUGGAAUCGGCGCGGGCAACUGGGAAUGGCGAACGAGAGCAAACCCGAUACGAACGGCAGCCAAUUCUUUUUCACGCUCGACAAGGCCGACGAGCUAAACAACAAGAACACGCUGUUUGGACGAGUGGCUGGCGACACGAUCUACAACCUGGCGAAGAUGGGCGAGGCCGAAGUCACCCCAGGCACCGACCGGCCGACGUACCCUGUCAAGAUUACGAGCAUCGAGAUUCUCGUCAACCCGUUCGACGAUAUGGUGAAGAGAUCGAGAGUUGCGGCCCAGGCCCCGAAGCCAGUCGUCGUCGAGAAGAAAAAGAAGAGGAAGGGUGGUAAGCAGCUGCUGAGCUUCGGAGACGACGAGGGUGACGGUGAGGUGAUGCCAGUCUUGAAGAAGAAAAAGUACGACACGAGAAUAGUGAUGGACGUCGACGAGGACGAGCCGGUUGAGAAAAAGCCGCCAAGGUCCAAGGCGAAAUCCAAGGCAGAGGUGGGCAAAGUCGAAGCCCCGAACCCCUUACGUCGAUCCGAAUCCGAGUCUGCCGAAGAGGAGAAGAUGGCACCAUCGAAGGAAGUGGCGCCACACGGGGGGGAGACCGACAUUCCUAUCCGGCUCCAAGACUCUCCCUCGCCCUCGCCCGAAAUCCGGAACACCAAGUCCGCUCUCGAAAAAACAAACGAAGAGAUUGCUGCACUCAAGGCCUCGAUGAAGCGGAGCUAUCAGCCCGAACCGGUCAAGGAGACGAAGAAGUCGGCACUUGAAAGCAUGAUUCCGGAAACAUCAAUUCGGGGCAGGAGGAGAAGGCCCGGCGGCAAAGCAAACACCAGCGACGAUCAACAAGCACUUGACUUUUUGAAGGCGUUCAAAUCAAAACUGGAGCAUGUUCCGGAGGAGAAAAGCAACGGACCUGGCUCCGUUGCCGAGGACGCCAUCGUCAGGGACAAAGCUGGGGACGAAGAGGCAGAACUCUGUGAUCUGCACUUUAUUGCCGAUUGCCAGAGUUGCAAGGCGUGGGACCAGGCUGCCAAGGAAGAUAGCGACGACGAAGGGUGGAUGUCACACGCGCUCAGCUUCAAAGCGGACAAGCUGGGCAAGGAUCUCAGUUAUCGCAAGAAGGCGGAGGAGGAGUUGGUCGUGAUUGAUCCUAGAGAAAAGGCGCGGACGCUACAGGAGGAGAAAAAGGCAUCGCGAGAGGCCCGGAGCGGAAACUCCGGGCGGGAAUGGGAUCAGGCACGAAACUCCAAGAUGGCGCGAGCUUCGGCUCUUGCGGGCAGAGGAGCCAGGUAG
Messenger RNA from Colletotrichum higginsianum IMI 349063, 1632 nucleotides. RefSeq names its product Peptidyl-prolyl isomerase CWC27. Gene Ontology annotation, molecular function: peptidyl-prolyl cis-trans isomerase activity. Gene Ontology annotation, cellular component: catalytic step 2 spliceosome. Bases 1 to 1632 code for a protein of 543 amino acids. The record is from RefSeq and is a predicted model, not a curated record. NCBI's taxonomy places the organism in Eukaryota, Fungi, Ascomycota, Sordariomycetes, Glomerellales, Glomerellaceae. Gene Ontology annotation, biological process: protein folding; protein peptidyl-prolyl isomerization. The transcript has a single exon.